AGUGUAGCUUGCAACUACGGGUAGAAACAAUUUGACCAAAUGGAUGUGAGGACAGAUAACACUUUUCUUAAGGUUCUGAUGCCCAUCUUCCUGCAGAACAGUUUUCUUCAACAUAUGCAGAAACAGCUGAGUGGUGUGUUGACUUGCUGAGACGGAGGUGUGUUCUGAAGUGGCAUGGUGGUGGGACGCCAGCGCAGGCUCUCCACGCUGGUUCUCCCAUGGCUGUAUCUGAGGUUUGCAGCAGACCUGCCGCAUCGGGAGGAGAUGGAGGAGGCGCCCAUGGUCCCUGGACACAGCCUCGCUUCCCAGGACUCCCCCGUUUUCUUCUGCGUAGCUCUGUCAGCUGCGAGGGGAUGUUUUUUUCUCUCUUGCUGUGUCUCCUUUGACAUCUGCACAUCUGCUGCCCGAGGACCUUCCCAGAAGGCCUGGUGGGACAUGUAGCUGUGUGUGGUUGGAUGUCCUUUGAGAGCCCCUCCCUGGGUCGGGACCACGAAGGUUUGAUGUCAUCUUUCUACACACACACACACACACACACACACACACACACGGAUGCCAAAAGAUGAGUUGGGGAUGGAGUCAUCCUCGACUCACGUAUCUGAGGAGUGCUUCAAACCAAUGGCUUGGUAGCAGUGAGAAAUCUCUCCAGGCCGUCAUCUGGGUUCUCUGAAAUGGUGAUGCUCCAGGAGCGAUGCAGGCAGAUCAUGAUGUCAGCUCUGAACACCAAACAAGCCUGGGAGACGGUGGUGGGAGGGCGGGGCUGGGGUGGAUCCUGUGUUCCUGCUCUGGGACCGUCCCAUAGAGUCUCGAGACCUCUUUAUUUUUAGCCCAACGAGAAGUAUUUAACCUCAAGACAAAAUAUACCUAUUUCCAAAAUUUGCUGCUUUUCACCAGCAACUCAAAGUCAUAUAUGUACAAAUUGAUUUUAUUUUUUGCAUCCCAUGAAAGUAAUAUAUAUUUAUAAUAGGAAGUUGAAACAAUCAAAAACCACAAAAGGAGAAAUAAAAAACAUAAAACUAGGACCUAUAAUCUUGCCAUUCAUUGAUAACCAUGGCUGACCUUUUGAUGUAUACAUACACACUCUAAUCCUUUUUCUCCUAUAUAAACACGUGCAAAAUAUUUUUUAUCAAAACCAUAUAAUGCUGAUGAGAUAAUUUAGGAUGUAAUUUUCUUCCAAUUGGAGAAUUUUUUGUUUCCCUUAGCACUUCAAGUCCUUCUGAAACUCGUAGAAUCGUCACAGGUCACCCCAGAUGGAACCACCAACCUCACCUCUGCAGUCUCCACAGGCAAACAUUACAAAAUGCUGGGCGUGGAUGUGUUUCCAGCGAGCCGCACGGGGUGAGAAGUGCGCCCUUUGUCUCCAAGGUCAUAACGACUCUGCUGACUUCAAUUCCUCUCACCACAGCUAGUGAGCACAGCUCGAAAAUGCCAGAAAGGAGAGCCCCCUGCCCCGUGAUCCCAAAUGAAAAAAACAGAGAAUGUAGAAAUCCCUCAUGCGCUACCCCCAGGCCCCUUUUGUGCUGUUCUUGCCAACGCAGCAGCCGUCCUGCUACAUAGACCGGCUGCCACUCUUGUCCCCGCAGUCUGGACUCUGGUCAUCGCUGUCAACAGCCAUGGGGAAGAUCACCUUCUUCGAGGACCGCGGCUUCCAGGGCCGCCGCUACGAGUGCACCAGCGACCAGCCCACCCUGCAGCCCCACCUGAGCCGCUGCAACUCGGUGCGCGUGGACAGCGGCUGCUGGAUGCUCUACGAGCGCCCCCACUACCAGGGCCACCAGUACUUGGUGCGGCGCGGCGACUACCCCGACUCCCAGCACUGGAUGGGCCUCGGAGACGCGGUGGGCUCCUGCCGGGCAAUUCCUUACACCAGCUCUCACAGGAUAAGGCUGUACGAGAGAGAUGACUACAGAGGUCUCGUGUCUGAGCUCACGGAGGACUGCCCCUGCAUCCAUGAUCGCUUCCGGCUCAGUGAGCUCCGCUCCCUCCAAGUGCUGGAGGGCUGGUGGGUCCUCUAUGAGAUGCCCAGCUACCGGGGGCGGCAGUACCUGCUGAGGCCGGGGGACUACAGGUGGUACCACGACUGGGGGGCCGUGGAUGCCAGAGUCGGCUCUCUGAGACGGGUCAUUGAUUUGUGCUAGGCUGUGUUUUUCUUGUUAUGAUCACUUAGAAAGGCAAUAAAUACACAAAUUGUGGCGCUAAGUGACUCUUGUUUAGCUUUAAAAACUAACUGAAUUCUAAUAAAUGGUGACCUCUGGCAACUGACCUGACCCUGAAGUU
Messenger RNA from Equus caballus (horse), 2274 nucleotides. RefSeq names its product gamma-crystallin A. NCBI's taxonomy places the organism in Eukaryota, Metazoa, Chordata, Mammalia, Perissodactyla, Equidae. Gene Ontology annotation, biological process: lens development in camera-type eye; visual perception. The record is from RefSeq and is a predicted model, not a curated record. Gene Ontology annotation, molecular function: structural constituent of eye lens.